GAGUCAGUUGAGGACUUGAUCAUGAGGCGGGGCUAUUAUGUUGAAUAAAGAGAGAGUAUACAAACAAUAGAGCAGCGAGGCGACGGGUCUUCAAGCAGACUGACAUUAAUGGCGAUGGCCUGGUGACCCGGAAGGAAUACGUCAUUCGAAAUGGAAACAUGACGGAAGAGGAGCUCGACAUCCUGUUCGGAGCUUUCGAUGUCGAUGGUGAUCGUAGCUUGUCUCAGGAUGAGUUCGUCCGACAUGGAUUCGUCUGGGUCGUCGCUCAAGAAUGCGAGUUUGAAGCAAUAAGAAGGUGUGAUGAUGAGUUUGUUUAUCUGAUCCGUGCUGCAGACCCUUCCAAUGGAGAAACCCAACAGGGCAGGCUAUGCAAAGCUUUCCAGACCUAUUUCGACUGCAUCGAACACGAGCAAGUAUCUUGCGACAUCACAUCCUACUCCCAGGCGGUAAUUGACCUCAUUGCUACCUACCGUACCGUCCAUUUCUGCCCCGAUCUCGACUUCGGAGGUCUGAUGUCGAUGACCACCGAUAAUGUCGACGGUGACGAGGACGGUGUCGAUAUGAUGAUUGGCGACGAGAAUGACGGCACUGAGAUGGAACAUUCAGAACUGCUUUCGUCUGUACAGGAUCAAGAUACUGAUGAGGAUGGCCAUGAUGUCGAAGGACAUCGGCUCAAAAGAUCGGCUCACUCAGAUCAUCGACAUCAUCAUCGCUCCAAUUUGCCUUGGUGGGGUAGGGGGCUGGGGUCGUUGUUCGGCAUAGGAAAAGACGAUGGAAGCUGUUCCACGGAGGCUCUGACGUCGUGCACGGAAUCGUUCAAUGACGAGCUACGAAGUUUCGAGACCAAAAUCGAUUUCUGCACAAGUCUGUCCGAUUACCGGCACUGUGUAUCAAGGCAGGCGAGGCGAUGCCAGGAUACUGAGCUACUGGAAGUCGAGAACGGCUUGCGACAAUGGUUGCAUCUUCAUCGUAAACUGGACUUAUGCUGAGAAAGAGAUUCCCGAUUCUUUAAUUCUGCACAGACGAAGCUUAUUUAAUAUUAAUUUAAAAUGCACGGCGCAUCUCUUAAGACAAAAUAUUAUCAAUGAAUAUUUGCAUGUUUGAUGUGAUUGAAAAUAAUAUAUAUAGACAUUAGACAACUGCAUCGAUCAUUAAAAUUAAGUUUUGGAAGAGAAUUCAUACACCAAGUAAUCAGAUGAUUUAACCAUAGCAAAGAAGCCAUGGGGGCAAGGGGUGACUACUCCCAAUUUAUCAAGUUGUGAAAAAAGGGAAAUUAGACAACGGGAAAAAAAAGAGGAAGCAAUAACAAGAAAAAAGGGGAGAAAGGUAAUAGGCCUCGGACUACAAUACAUACUUUAAGAGCAAAUUCUGACGUCACUCAUUUUGGUUGGACUUCCGCCGCUCCCUAUAAAAAAAUUCCCGGCACCCCCCCCCCCAACCCGAAUUCAAUCAACUGAUUUUCUAAAAUAAGACAUGAUAAUAUUUGCUGUCAACUGGACUUGAUGCGCUUAUUAAACUUGACUCUUAAAAUAAUCAUACAUUUUUUUUUGACAGCUUGACACUAUCAAGAACAAAAUACCAAUAAUUUUUAGGAAGCUUGUCUUGCAGGUAUAAAUAAUUUUAAUCAUAACGGAUAGCAUCAUCAUAAAAAAAAUAGAAAAAAAACAUUGUUGAACUUUGAUGAUAAUCAUUGUCUUCUUAAAAAAAUAUAAUUGUGAAGUUAUUUGUUUCUUUUUCUUGUGUGUCUCUUGGAUGAAUAUUAUCCUAUGCCGCAUAAAAUGCGUAUCUUAUUUUUAUUUCAUUUUGUACGUUGUAUAGUCAGUAUACAUAAUCAAUUGUGCUUUUAUCUUGUUUAUGAUAAAUUAUGACGCUUAAAAGACUAAUAAAAUUCGAAUCAUUGACUUACGAAUCUUAAUAGGUCAUAAUAGAGUGACAAUCCAUCGAAUUACGUGGAAUAUGAAGUAAAUGUUUGUUUUAAAAUAACUGUACUGUGAUCUUCAUUCAUUCGAAAAAAGAUUUUUGACCUAACUGAAUUGAUGUUUUAUUGAUUAUACAAUAAUUGUUUUGCAUGUUUUACUAUGAUUAUUGCAUUUGAUAAUAAUGAUGAUUUUAUAUGAACUUUUUUGUAUUUCAGGUGUUGUGAAUCAGAGUCACGAUAGCAUGAAAGUUGUACUAGUAAUUAAUGUAAAAGAAACUGGGGAAAGGGCUGUGAUCUGUAUAAUACAUCAGCAGGGGCGAAGCUUUUGGGAGCUAGGGUGACCGGAUUUCGGGUGAUAGAAAUAAAAGAAAAUCAACGUGGAAAGGGGAAGGGAAAGUGGAAGAAAACAUAAGAAAGCGUGAAGGGGGAUGGUGUAUAUAUUUUGCUCUACUUAUAAUACAUGAUAUACAUUCUAUAUGCAUACCCCAAAUGGGAAUAUCCUUCCUGACACGCCUGAAGGCAUUAGAAAAUGUAUCUCUUUGAGUCCUUAAAAUUCUUCUAAAACCUUGAUUUUCACUUUAAAAUUAUAACACACCACUAACCCCAUCCACUCUGAACACUCAUUUUGAUGAAUUAUUUAUAUACUAAUCAUAUAUCAUUAUGCAAUGCAGGGGCCGCGGAACGGAAAGUGGGGGGGGGGGGGGCUGACCAUGCAAAAAUCACAAUGAGAUGGUAAUUUUUACGUUUUUGUACACGGUUUUGGAGAAAAAAAAGUGGAGGGGGGAGGGGGCCUGAAGCCCACCCAGUCCCCCCCCCCUCGUUUCGCGACCCUUGCAAUGGAAGUGUGAUUAAGUAUACACUAUAGAUACAUCCAUGUUGAGCUACAUCAACCCAGGCAAAGGGAAUGAGGACUCGAUAUGAUUCCUUGAAUGCUUUUAUUUGCCCCCCCCCCUCACUUCCAGCGCCCCCGCCAGUACCCAAUCAAAGAGAUUGAUCCCUAUACGGGCUUGCUAUUUUAAAUAUUGGUUUCGAUCUUGAUAUAAAAAGAGAGUAACUUUACUUGUUUGUUAAUUUUUUUCUGACAAAACACGGUACGCAUUCGAAAAAAAUACCCCCAAAUAUAAUGAAACAAAAUCAAAAGGAUUUUACAAACCAAACUUAAUUUCUCAUUAAAUAAAAAGAAGAUACAUCGCCUUUGACUAAAGGGAUGGCAUACUUGCGCCCAAAGAAUCCGUGUACAAAUGAGAUAAAGAGUGAGAGGGGAUAUCGUGCUGAUUUUCUUGACAAUUUUUGUUUUCAAUGUAUGCUGUGAUAUGAAAUUAUCGGAAAAACACCCUUUAUCUUGUAUUACUGUAGUACAGGCGCAGAUCCAGAGUUGGACUGUAACGGGAAGGGUGGGAAGUGCCACAAAAAUUUGACAAGUAAAAAAAAAAGAAAAAUUCAUCGUUCAUUUGACGGGAUGCGGCACUAUUGCAUUCUACGUGCUGCACAAUGUAAAUUAUCCACUUUUACGGGGGUGUGCCUGCACCUUCCGCCCCACCCCCUGGAUCUGAGCCUGUAUGCAUUCUCAAAAACAUUGAAACUUAGUUUGUUUACUUUGAAGUGUUUAAAACACUAAUUUUAUGGAAAGAUUUCGAGCCAUUCUUUGUUAUUGACCGUUUAGGUAUGAAUUAAAAACUGCCGUUGAAAAUCUUUGUAAACAA
Molecule: messenger RNA, 3621 nt
Organism: Lytechinus pictus (painted urchin)
Lineage: Eukaryota; Metazoa; Echinodermata; Echinoidea; Temnopleuroida; Toxopneustidae
Exons: 5
Coding region: 159-989 (276 amino acids)
Molecular function (GO): calcium ion binding
Source: RefSeq, a predicted model, not a curated record